GGGGUUUUCCAGAAUCUAUUGCUACCGAAGGGCAUUGUGGGUAGUUAGUCAUCUAGUCCAAGAUGGCGGCAAGCAGGAGGCUGCAUAAGGAACUUGAUGAAAUCCGCAAGUCUGGAAUGAAAAACUUCCGUAACAUCCAAGUUGAUGAGUCGAACAUACUGACUUGGCAAGGGCUUAUUGUUCCAGACAAUCCUCCAUACGAUAAAGGUGCAUUUCGGAUUGAGAUCAUAUUCCCAGCUGAGUAUCCAUUUAAACCCCCAAAGAUCACAUUCAAAACUAAGAUUUACCACCCGAACAUUGAUGAGAAAGGCCAGGUCUGCCUGCCAGUUAUAAGUGCUGAAAACUGGAAACCAGCAACAAAAACUGAUCAAGUAAUCCAGUCUCUCAUCGCUCUUGUCAAUGACCCUCAGCCAGAGCACCCACUGAGGGCUGACCUAGCAGAGGAAUACUCGAAAGACCGAAAAAAAUUCUUUAAAAAUGCAGAAGAGUUUACAAAGAAACAUGGUGAAAAGAGGCCAGUGGACUAAUAAUCUGAGUGGGAUUUCCUCUCACUCCUUUGCCCAACCCUCCAAAUCUCCAAAACCUCUGCCUCUACCUACACCCUCUCACUGAAACCUGCAGCACCCUCUCGGAGCUUGGAGCAGAGCACCCCCAAAGUAUUUCGACCUUGCUACAGAACAUUUCUGAGUAGAUUCUGCUUGCCCUUUGGGUGUCAACUGGAUGGCUGAAUUUUUUUAUUAAGCAGAUGUGAUUCAAAUACAAGUGUAAAUUUACUUGGGGGGCAAGAAUUGUGCGCUGAGGGUGGGGGUAAAUGCUGUUCUUUUUAAUUUGUUCUUAAUUUGCACAGAGCUGUGUACUGGUCAUAACACCUGCUGUGCAAUCGAUUUUUGACUUUUUUUUCCAGAGCUGAUAACUAAAGUGAUCUUGAUUAUAUGAUGUCUUUUCAAUCUUUCCACAAAUGUCUUUGUUCAAACACAAAAUUCAUUCACUAAAUGAUAGGUGCGCUUAAUGUAUUGAGAUUCUAAAGGUGUGUGGCAUCCAUUUCUUUUAUAUUUCUUUUUAUUCGUUUGUUUCUGCUUAGGUUGCACUGUUCUGUGGAAUAAGGUGUUAUGUUUUUCAUAACCUCUGUAACUCAUACAAUAUUCAAAACUGCAAAGUAGUCACUGUUAUCAAUAUGUUUAUGAUGUUAUAAAAAGAAACAAAAACA
Messenger RNA from Trichomycterus rosablanca, 1207 nucleotides. RefSeq names its product ubiquitin-conjugating enzyme E2L 3a (gene ube2l3a). The coding region runs from base 63 to 527 and encodes 154 amino acids. Lineage: Eukaryota; Metazoa; Chordata; Actinopteri; Siluriformes; Trichomycteridae. The record is from RefSeq and is a predicted model, not a curated record. The transcript has 4 exons.